CAGGCGCCAGUCGCCACGCUCCACCCCUCAAGCCCGCCCCUUCUCGCCCCCAGGACCUGUCCCUGUUCUGCCCGGUGUUUGUGCGGUGGCAGCUGGCCCGGCCAUUUGCUGCGCAGGGAGGCUGGGCUUGUAAACGCAGCAGAGCUGCGAGGGUGCUGGGCUGAGAGUGCUGGCAGGCAGAGCCCAGCGGGGACGCAGCUGGGGCUAUGCUGGGCAAGGAUUACAUGCUGGCCAUCAUUCUGGUCAACUGCGAUGAUGAUUUGUGGGGUGAUCAGAGUCUGGAGGGAGAGCCAGGCCUGCCCCCUGGCUGGCGGAAGAUCCGAGAUGCUGCAGGUACUUACUAUUGGCAUGUACCCAGUGGUAGUACCCAGUGGCAGCGCCCAACCUGGGAACUAGGAGAUGGAGCGGACCCAGGCACGGGGACAGAGAGGAUUUGGGGACUGCGGCCUCCCAAAGGGAGAUCCUUUUCCAGCCUGGAGAGCUCACUGGACUGGAGUAACUCUCUGUCCUGGUAUGGUGAAGAAAACUACAUCCAGAGCAUGGAGCCAGGGGCUAAGUGCUUUGCAGUCCGCUCUCUGGGCUGGGUAGAGAUACCCGAAGAGGACCUGGCACCAGGGAAGAGUAGUAUUGCUGUCAAUAACUGCAUCCAGCAGCUGGCCCAGACCUGCAGCCAGAGCCAGCCUCCAGAUGGUGCCUGGGGUGAGGGCCAAAAUAUGCUGAUGAUCUUGAAGAAGGAUGCCAUGAGCCUGGUGAAUCCCCUGGACCACAGUCUGAUCCACUGCCAGCCUCUGGUGCACAUCCGUGUAUGGGGUGUGGGGAGCUCCAAGGGCCGUGACAGCCCUAUCUCUGCCCCUGCCAGGGACUUUGCUUUUGUGGCGGGUGAUAAAGACAGCUGUAUGCUCAAGUGCCAUGUAUUUCGCUGUGACGUCCCUGCCAAGGCCAUUGCCAGUGCCCUACAUGGACUCUGUGCCCAGAUCUUGUCAGAGCGAGUAGGGGUCAGUGCUGAUGUCCCUUGCUGUUCUCCAGAUCCCAUCUCCCCUGAAGACCUGCCACGGCAAGUGGAACUACUGGAUGCGGUGAGCCAGGCUGCUCAGAAGUAUGAGGCACUGUACAUGGGGACCCUGCCUGUCACCAAAGCCAUGGGCAUGGAUGUACUGAAUGAGGCCAUUGGUACCCUCACCGCCCGGGGGGACCAAAAUACCUGGGUCCCCACCAUGCUCAGCGUGUCUGACUCUCUCAUGACUGCACAUCCCAUUCAGGCAGAGGCCAGUGCAGAGGAGGAGCCACUGUGGCAGUGCCCUGUGCGCCUUGUGACCUUUAUUGGGGUUGGCCGUGACCCACAUACCUUUGGCCUCAUCGCUGACCUGGGCCGUCAGAGCUUCCAGUGCGCAGCCUUCUGGUGCCAGCCCCAUGCAGGUGGACUCUCUGAAGCUGUGCAGGCUGCCUGUAUGGUUCAAUACCAGAAGUGUCUUGUGGCCUCUGCAGCUCGGGGCAAGGCCUGGGGGGCCCAGGCCCGGGCUCGCCUGCAGCUCAAGCGGACAAGCUCUAUGGAUUCCUCAGGAGGUCCCCUGCCCCUCCCCCUGCUCAAAGGAGGGGUUGGUGGUGCAGGGGCAACUCCUCGAAAGCGGGGUGUCUUCUCAUUUCUUGAUGCCUUCCGGUUGAAACCUUCUCUGCUCCAUAUGCCCUAGAUGGUCUGGGAGGACCGGGGAAGGAGGCUUUGGGUCCAUACCUAAUUCUAUACUCCUUAUUACCCCAAGGCCUGCAGCCUCUUACCCCUUGGAGUCUUCUCUGCCUGUCCCUCUGAUCCUUAGCCAUCCUAUUUAUUGCCCAAUUUAUUGUUUAUAUGGAUGACUGAGAGGCCCUGCACCACAGCCUAGGACCCUGGUCCCCUUUCCUUGGGUCCUUGCGUUCCUUGCCCCUGUCUAGUCCUGGACAGUUGGCUCUACCUCAGCAGCACUUUAUAGCAAAAUCAGUGCAAAUAAAAAUCCGUCAGUGACCUCAC
Molecule: messenger RNA, 2002 nt
Organism: Otolemur garnettii (small-eared galago)
Lineage: Eukaryota; Metazoa; Chordata; Mammalia; Primates; Galagidae
Gene: APBB3
Product: amyloid beta precursor protein binding family B member 3
Exons: 13
Coding region: 207-1688 (493 amino acids)
Biological process (GO): regulation of DNA-templated transcription
Cellular component (GO): cytoplasm; nucleus
Molecular function (GO): transcription factor binding; amyloid-beta binding
Source: RefSeq, a predicted model, not a curated record